AUGGUCAAGGUGGACGCGCGGAAGGAUUACUAUGCCGAUCUGGGCGUCUCGCCUAAUGCCGGCACGGACGAGAUAAAGAAGCAAUUUAAGAGAUUAGCUCUCAAAUAUCAUCCUGACAGAAACCCCGGGAGAGAAGUCGAGUUCAUUUCCAAGUUCCAGGCCAUUCAAGCUGCUCAUGAGAUUCUCUGUGACCCCCAACUGCGAUUGAAGUACGACACAGAAAGGUUACGUGCCGGGCACGGGAAGUUGUACGCCGCUUCUUCUCAAAGAGCGAAUACAGCUCGCAAGCCUACGACUUCGACGAAACCGCAACCUUCCACUACUUUCCAGGCUAGCGCGACGUCCACAGGUGCCCAGCGGUAUGCUAGCUAUGCGCGGGCACCGCCUUGGGGAAAGUGGCAGGAUGAUACACAAACCAAAGCCGAUGCAUUUCGGGGCUUCCAGGAAAUGAAGGGCGGAUAUAAUGGGCGUGGAUGGUCCUCUUUUGACCCGAAAACUGGUACCCAGCCGACUGCCAACAGCUACAGGGCAUCGGCCACUCCUCCCAGGCCCAAACCCGUUCCAACGGCGCAGUCAACGAGGGCAAAAUCCGCGUAUGAAUACUUCAAAACAGCAUCCAACCCUCCAACGCCGGAGCCCAAGAAAAAGCACGGGUUUGCGCCGAGAACAGCAGGGGGUGAUGAGCCCCCGGCUCGUAAUACGGAGGCCUACAACAGAGCUCAUCGUCAUGACCGAUCGAAUAGUUACUUUGAGUCUGUGCCUUCACCCACCGCGAAGAAGACAUCGACAGACUCGCGAUAUCAAAGCGAAUCUAGUGGUCGUUCCACUCCUGUUCCCGGACUGGAACGGACAAGUACCAAGUAUUUCACCACGGGUGGUGAGAAGAUCAGUCUUUCCAGCCCUGGGCUGGGACGCUCGACAAGUGUUCGCGACCCUCUCAAUGGCUCCGGUGCCGUGCCAAAUUCACAAGCUGGGAGGAAUCGUAGCGCCAGCCCCAAGUACAGGACCGACUGGACCCAUAAACAGUCUUCAUCAACGAGUUCCAGUGAUACCGAAACUGCUGAGCGUCCGAAAGCGGUUCCCAAGAGUAGACUCCGCCCAGAUCAGAAGUUCUCCGACUUUCACACUCCACAAGACUGGAGCAAAGGGACUGGACAUAAUUCAGACAGUGCUACAUUUACUAAACCUCCGUUCCGUACUUCUCCUACCGAGCCUACGACCUCCGCUACGGACGGAUAUCGAGGAACUGAUGAAGCACACGAAUCGCGAAAUUCGUUUUAUCCGUAUGAUCGAGUUUCUUUUAAAUUUUCCCAACAGGGGUCCCGCCUGGGUCCUUAUAAUUUUACCGGUGGAAGCUCCAAGGCUGACAAUUCUGCCACGGACAAUAGUGAACCGGCGACGAGGAGCAAAGACGUACCCGGUGCCUUUAAAAGCAAUAGUCAUGAUGCGCUUCACGAGAAGUUUUCCGAGGAUAGAUGGCCUGGCGCGUCUAACAAGGGAUUCGAUUUUACACAACCAGACUCGCAGAAGUCUCGGCCACAGUCAACCCCAUUCGCGAAGUCGAAGUUUUCCGCCGACAGCUGGGCGGAGUAUUUCAAGAACCUGUCGUGGGCCGCACCGACGGCAAACGGCGAAUCCCAAAAACCACAGCAAGCGGAUUCUAGCGCCGCAAGAAGCCCCAGGAAGCAGUCGAGGCCAGCUAUCAAGGUUCGGACAGCGCCUCGACCAGCCAGCGUGUCGACGGAAGCAGAAGAAGCGAAGACGACUUUUGCUGAUCCAAAUGGAAAUGGUAAUGAGUCCCCCAAGAGCUCUGAUGAGGAUGUGGAGGCAAUGGACCUCGAUGACGACGUGCCUGCCGGACCAGCGAAUGGACCUGCAAACGCUUACACGGCACCACAAUCACCACCUCCGCAAAGAAACGGUAUAUCUCGGGCGAGGUCAACGCCGUCUUUAAACAGUAAUACUGAGAAACAGCAAAAUGGCACCUCUAAAAGGGAUCCUAUCUUCAAUCUGAAAGACCUAUACGACGUGACACCCUUAUCUGGUACGAACAACGGCGGCAUAGACAAUCUACAAGAUAUCGGCACAGCACUCCCAUUCCAAUCCAGACCCAAAGACCAAAGAACAUCCACACAAACCGUCCGCGCUCGCCAACUUAACUGUCCAAACCCACCCAAACGGCCACGCCCACCCGCCUUCAUCCCCGCCAGUGCAGGAUCUAAACAACUCGUCCUCCCCCUUCAAGGAUGGAACCGCUAUGUAGCCGAAAUGAAUACCUACAUGCGCGAAUGGAAAAACUUCAACCGACGAAUUCUCCACCACUUCUGCGCCCGGCAAGAAGCCAUGGAAACUGGCCUCGCACCAGGCUGGAUCAGCGCCGUUGGCGACUCGAGCCGUCUCCAAAUCAACCCAGACGGGGAGGACAACGAGGGUGACGGCCGAGGCGACCGGGGGAGCGAAAACUACGAGACUCUUGUUCCUGGUACGAGGAAAGGGGGAUAUCGCGCUUACUUACGCGGACUAGAUGAGGACGAACAAGUCCGCAAACAUUGGGAGGUCGCUUGUGAGAUGCACAAGGAGUGUAUUUUGGAGCUGGGAAGGCUUCGAGACUGGAUACAGGCCGGGGGGAGAUUGGUUUAG
Messenger RNA from Monascus purpureus, 2640 nucleotides. NCBI's taxonomy places the organism in Eukaryota, Fungi, Ascomycota, Eurotiomycetes, Eurotiales, Aspergillaceae. The record is from the annotation of a GenBank genome assembly.